AUGGAGAAGAAAGGUGUUAGUGAAGUGUGGGGGGGUGGGGAUGGGAAGGGAUUUAGAGGUGGAGAGAUUGGUUGGUGUGUGGGUGUUGUUUUUUUUUGGUUGUGUUUUGGGGUGGGGGUUUUGGUUUAUUUUUGGGGGGUGGGGUGGGUGGUUGUGUUGGGGGUGGUUUGGUUUUGUGUGUGUUGUGUGGUUGGGUUUUUUUGGGGGGGGUUUUUUUUUUUUUUUUUUGGUUGUUUUGGGUUUGGUGUUGUGUUGUGGUUUGGUGGGGGGUGGGGGUGUGUUGGUGGUUGGGGGUGGUGGGGGUUGUGUGGGUGGUGUGGGUUGUUGGAUGUGGGGGGUUGUAGGGUGUGGUUGGUGUUGGGUGUGUGGGUUUUUUGGUGGUGGGUUGUGUUUUGGGUGUGGGUGUGUGUGGGUGUGAUGUGUGUGUUUGGGGUGGUUUUUUGUUUUGGUUUGUGUUUUGGUUGGUGUGUUUGGUGUGGUUUGUUGUUUGUUUUUUGUGUUUUUUGUUUUGUGUGUGUGUGUUUUGUUGUGUUUUGUUUUUUUUGUUUUUGUGGGGGUGUUGGUUGGGGGGGUUGUGGGGUGUGUGGGUGUGGUGUGUUGUGGUGGUGUGGGGGGUGGGUGGGUUUGGGUGGGUGGUUGGGGGGGGGGGGGGGGGGGGUGGGGUUUUGUGGUUGGGUUGGUGUGGGGGGUUGGGGGGGGGUGGGUGUGGGUGUUUGGGGGUGGGUGUUGGGUGGGUGGGGGGUGGGGGGGUGGGUUUGGUGUUUUUGUUUUUUUUUUGGUUUUUUUGGUUUUGGGGGGUUGGUUUUGGGGGGGGGGUUUUUGUGUGGUUGUGGGGGUGUGGGGGUUUGGGGGUUUGUGGGUGUUUGUUUUUUGUGGUUGGUGGGGGGUGGGUGUGGUGUGGGGAGGGAUUGGUGGUUUUGGUUGGUGGGGUGGGGUUGUUUGUGUUGUUUGUGUUUGUGUGUGUGUGGGGGUUGGGGUGUUUUUGGGGGGUGUUGUGUGUGGGGGUUUUUGUGGGUGUGGGGGGGGUGUUUUGUGUGGGUUUGUGGGGGAGUUUUGUGGGGGUGUUGGGGGGUUGGGGGUUGGGUGUGUGGUUGGGGGGGGUGGUUGGGUGGUUGUGGGGGGUUGGGUUUGGGUGGGUGGGGGGGGUGGGGGUGUGGUGGGGUUGUGGGGGGGGUUGGGGUGGUUUGGGGGGGUGUUUGGGGGUGUGGGUGGGGGUGUGGGGGGUUGUGGGGGGUUGUGGGGGGGGGUUUGUGUGUGGUGGGGGGUGGGGUGGGGUGUUGGGGUGGGUUUUGUGGUGUGGGGGGUGUGUGUGUUUGUGUUUGGUGUUGUGGUUGUGUUUUGUUGGUUGGUGGGUUGGGUGUGGGGGGGUUUGGGGGUGUUUUGGGGGGGGUGUGGGUGUUGGUUUUUGGGUUUUGUUGGGUUUGUGUGGGGUUGUGGUUGUUAUGUUUGUUUUUUUUUGGGUUUUUUGUGUGUGGGUGGGGGGUGGGGGUUGGGGGUUGUGGGUGUUUUUGUGGGGUGGGUGGUGGGGGGGGGGGGGUGUUGUUGGGGGUUGUGGGUGUGGAUGUAGUGGUGGUGGGGGGUGGGUGUGUGGGGGGUUGGGGGGUGGAUUUGGUGUGUUGA
This is a messenger RNA of Knipowitschia caucasica, 1620 nucleotides long. NCBI's taxonomy places the organism in Eukaryota, Metazoa, Chordata, Actinopteri, Gobiiformes, Gobiidae. The record is from the annotation of a GenBank genome assembly.